UCGAAUAGUCAUCAGUUCAACGUUUUCUUGCAAACGAUCUGUGGUGUUGCGUGAGUGCGUGUCCUUGUUGCUCGAUUGUGAUUUAAAAAGUAAUAAAAACCCCAUUUAACAGCCAAAAGAUGAAGUACUUCAUUGCUAUUGCUUUACUGAUUGCUGCCGCUCAAGCCAUUCCAAUUGAAUUGGGACACUAUGGCCAUGGACCUCUGCUACAUGCCGCCCCUGUGAUUGCACACGCCCCCAUUGCUGUACAUGCACCUGAGCCAGUGGCCUACCCUAAAUACUCGUUCAACUAUGGCAUCAAGGAUCCCCACACUGGUGAUAUUAAAUCUCAAACCGAAGAACGUGAUGGUGAUGUAGUCAAGGGCCAAUACUCGUUGGUUGAAGCUGAUGGCUCAGUGCGUACCGUAGACUAUACCGCCGAUGAUCACAAUGGCUUCAAUGCCGUUGUCCACAAGACCGCACCCAAGAUUGUUGCUGCUCCCGUUCAUGCCAUUCACGCUGCUCCCGUUUAUGCACAUGCUCCCGCUCCUUUGUUGCACCAUUAUUAAGGGGCAUUGGCAGACGUGAUGCCUACAGCAAACUAAGGAUAGCGAGAUAAGUUGUCAGGGACGAAGGGAUAAACACGCCGAAGAAGAUGAAGAUGAAGAUUUUUUCCACAAAAAUCAUGGUAGCAAGUAAUGCGGUUAAGGUUAAGAAACAGAAGGCAAAUGAUAUGAUAAUGAGCUGGAUUACGGUAUGGCCUAGAAUUUAUGAAUCCUCUUUUUAAAAGAUUUAAUAUAACAAAAAAGAAAAUGAAAGAAAAAUAUGUAUUUAAGUUUUAAGGAAUUUUCUCAGCGAGAAAAUUAUCCGCCCGAAAGAUCAAACAUCAAGGCAAGCGAAUUAGAAAAUACACAGGUUUUCUGCGAAAAAUCUACAUUUUAUAAGUUAACAGACAAGAAUGAAACAAGCAUCUUAGAAAGAACAUCCCAUUAAGUUAAUCAUUGCAACUCAAACACUUUUACGCUUUCUCUUUUCACUUUCAAACACCGACUUUGAGAUGAAACCAGCCAAAAUGGAGGGAGCCACUACGGGCAAAGGAAUAUGCGGGCAUUUGGCCUAACGCCUUGUAGACUUUUUGUUGCCACCGCCGCUGAGUUGACAAAGAAAACCACCGUCUUUAUUUUAUUGUUCUCAAUACUCAUAGUCUAUCGUUACUUUAAUUUUAUUUCACUUUUGUAAAUAAUUUAUUUAUUAUCUCUCAUACUAUCUAGUGAACUUUGUUGCUUGGUUGGUGGCCCAACAAAAUCUUUGCAAGGCAUUGAGGCUAAACAUUUUAAAAUUCCGCAUGGAGUAAAGCGAAACAAUAUUUCGAGACAGUCAUUGAAAUUUGUUGUGUUUAAGGCUUUGCAUAAUAUUUAUGCAGAAGCCGAAAGAAUCUCGAAGUGCCAUUUUGACAAUGAAGAAUUAUGAAGCGAGUGCUCCUCCAGUUCCUUCCAUUUUGUGAACAACUGUGCUGGUCUUAAGAAUUACUCUGUGCUUAGCUGCUACUCUCUCUCUCUCUAUCUCUCGCCCAGCUAGCUACUGUUGAUCUAUCAUUUUACCUAUAGAAAUUCUCAAAACUCAUUGUAAUUUAGAAUUUAUUUGUAUCACUCUGACAAGUUGAACUCAGUCUUAAAUGCUUUCUUUAGCUCUCUCCCAACUCGAUUUCAUCAUGUCAUCUGUUUUCCUGCUGUAAUCUCCUGUGUGAUUUUACGCUUCCCUUUCAUGGGUCUCUAGUGAUCUACCUUUUGACUCUCUUUUUGAACAAUUGCUGGUAUUUCAAUGCAUUAGAGAGUCUACUUUAACUCCAUUACAUGUCUCCUGCUCGCCCCCUAUUUAUCAUUCUCUCAUUUUUUUUAUGUAUGUAAAUAUUUUUAAUGAUUAAUCUCCACAAAUC
Messenger RNA from Stomoxys calcitrans (stable fly), 1915 nucleotides. RefSeq names its product cuticle protein 8. NCBI's taxonomy places the organism in Eukaryota, Metazoa, Arthropoda, Insecta, Diptera, Muscidae. Gene Ontology annotation, cellular component: extracellular matrix. The coding region runs from base 120 to 548 and encodes 142 amino acids. The record is from RefSeq and is a predicted model, not a curated record. The transcript is spliced from 4 exons.